Molecule: messenger RNA, 216 nt
Organism: Funneliformis caledonium
Lineage: Eukaryota; Fungi; Glomeromycota; Glomeromycetes; Glomerales; Glomeraceae
Source: the annotation of a GenBank genome assembly
AUGUUGUUAGUUGAGCUUUUCUUAACAGGAUUGAUUUCUAUAGUGUUAAUGUCUUUUGCAAGGAUAGAUAUAUUAAUAAUAGCUAGUGGCUCUACAAUAAGAGUAGUAUCAAAGACGGAUAUUUCAGUUAGUAGUAGAAGUUCAAAUUCUAAAUCGUCAUCAGAAUCUGAGAAAGAAUUUUCAUUAUUAAUCAAAUUAUCAGUUUUAACUCUAUAA